Messenger RNA from Eurytemora carolleeae, 2384 nucleotides. It is a transcript of the gene Ip6k, whose product is annotated as inositol hexakisphosphate kinase 1. The transcript has 13 exons. Gene Ontology annotation, biological process: phosphatidylinositol phosphate biosynthetic process; inositol phosphate biosynthetic process. The coding region runs from base 15 to 1469 and encodes 484 amino acids. Lineage: Eukaryota; Metazoa; Arthropoda; Copepoda; Calanoida; Temoridae. Gene Ontology annotation, molecular function: inositol hexakisphosphate kinase activity. The record is from RefSeq and is a predicted model, not a curated record. Gene Ontology annotation, cellular component: nucleus; cytoplasm.
AUGUAUGAUUCAGAAUGCUGGAGAGAACUAAUCUUGCUCCGGAAAUGAUCUCCGAGGAAGAACUGAAACUUGAACCAUUCAUACAUCAGGUUGGAGGGCACAGUCCUUUGUUUUGUCUGGAUCCUGUAACAGUAUGUAAACCCUUCGAGCAGAGAGAGUUCAACUUCUACUCUACUCUACCUCAAAACCUUCUACCCUUCACACCAACUUUCAAGGGUUCUAUGAUAGUUGAGAUUAGUGAGGAUGAGGAAGGAUAUAUAACUCUGAAAGGAUAUCCUCCGAACUCCUACCGGAGAAGAUGCUCCAGACCCUACUCGGAAACUAAACCAAAGAUGAGGUUGAAACGAUGCUUGAGUAUAGAGAUUGAGACGGAGAACCCUAGUGAUCAAUAUUUCGAGGAUGAGCAGGUUAAGGGAGAGAAGAACUAUAAUCCCUGGGCCCUCAAGUGUCAUAGGGACAAUCUCAAGAGAAUAGGAAUAAAUCUAAACAAGAACGAAUUGUGUUCUCCUUCUCUUCCUCUAACUAGAACAGGUUUCACUGCUCCUACCCAACAAGAAUUUAUCCUUCUAGAAAACCUGACUUAUAAAUACAAGUAUCCAUGUGUACUAGAUUUGAAGAUUGGAACCCGACAGUAUGGAGACGAAGCAUCUGACCGGAAGAAGGAAUCUAAAAACGCCAAGGUGGCUGGAACCACAAGUGGGGCCCUUGGUCUUAGAUUGGGAGGGAUGCAGGUUUAUCAAGCGAACCUUGGUCGAUUCCUCUGUCGUACCAAGAACUAUGGAAGAGGCUUAACUGUCGAUGGACUCAAGAUGUCAUUAAGGCAGUUCUUUUGUAACGGUCUAGUCAUGCGGAUGGAUGUUAUUCAAACUCUUAUUAGGAAACUUAGUGAAUUGAAAGAAGUUUUGGAGAGAUUAGAAACCUUCAGGUUCUACACAAGCUCUAUUCUAGUCACUUACGAUGGGAGCAUUAAUCAGACAGGUUCCCAUGUCAGAUGUUGUGAGGAUGUUGAACCACAAACUAGGAAUAGUCUGAGUACUGGCAGUCUUCUCCAGCUCUCAGGUAGAUGUGGAGCCGGUCUGACCGGAAACCCUGCUGGUAAAUCAAUGUCCUAUGACGAUCUCAGUCUGUGUUAUCAUUACUCGACCAUCAGACCCUCCUCAGGGCUAGGGUCGAGGAAGAAAUCUCUGUCUUUUGAUAAUGUCUCUAGCUUGAGUAGUUCUCCUGAGGGCAGAUGGGGAGGCGGAGGCUGGAGCGGCGGACGAUGGGUUGGCGGAAGUCAACCUAUUAACAUCAAUCUUAGUAACCACGUGGAUGUCAAGCUAAUAGACUUUGCUCAUUCAACCCACCGAGGUCUCAGGGAUUCUACUGUACACGAGGGCCCUGAUAAGGGGUUUCUGUUUGGGUUAGAGAACUUCAUCAAAACCCUUGAAGAACUCCAGGGAAAAGCUUUGUUCUCAGUUACGGUGUAAUGCUCGUCUCUGUCCUCGACUUAAUCAUCUUAUUCUAUCCUACACCUGUACCGGGACCACUUUAUUCUAUCCUAAACCUGAACCUGGACCACUUUAUUCUAUCCUGAACCUGAACCUAGACUACUUCAUCCUAUCGUGGACCUGGAACUGAAUCAGUUUAUUCUAAUCUGAACCUGAACCUGAACCACUUUAUUCUAUCCUAAAUCUGAACCUGGACCACUUUAUUCUAUAUUGAACCUGAUCCUGGACCACUCUAUUCUAUCCUGAACCUGGAUCCCUUUAUUUUAUCCUGAACCUGAACCUGGACCACUCUAUUCUAUCCUGAACCUGGAUCCCUUUAUUCUAUCCUGAACCUGAACCUGGACCACUCUAUUCUAUCCUGAACCUGGAUCCCUUUAUUCUAUCCUGAACCUGAACCUGGACCACUCUAUUCUAUCUGGCUUUGAUUUUAGACCACCUUGUUCUAUCUGGACUGUGGUUUCUAAUUUUCCAUCUUCCAUUUAGUAAAUAUUAUUUUGUUACAUAAACCCGGUUAUUUCACUACAGUGUACUAUGUAUACUUGCAGUGUUAAAUUUACUUAUGUACAUGAAUCUUUAUUGUUAUAACAAUCUGUUUAUUUGCAACUCAAACAAAGUUUAGAAGCAAAUUUCAAAAAUGAAUUAAUAUCAUAAAAAGAACAAUUAAAUUGUUAGCAUUGGAUAAAAUUAAGAUUCCAUUGUAACCUAAACUAAGUGCAAUCUAAUUCUUAUUUUUCAUUUGCUGGCAUUGACAUGUAAAGAAAUCAAUCAAUGUGUUUAAUUUAUUUUCUUCUGCCUCGUAGUUUUUGUUUCCCUCGUAUUACAUUCACCAAAGUUAUGUAUACUAAACUUAAAACGUACCCCUUUAGUUAAAUUUACAAUAAUAAUAUUUUCAGA